CUUUACAUGUUGCGAUUGAAUGCUCAGUGUUGACAGACAGGCCAGACCCCUAAUAAAUUAGUGAACCAUUAAAAAAAGAAAACAAAACAGUUCUAUUGUUAUCUUAUUUCAUUCAAAUAACCAGCAAUUCACUUUCACGUUAUGCAGGAAAUUCCAGAGACACAACUGCCAAAACCUGAAGCAGAUCGGAGGAACAAUGAGUGCAUCAUAGGACAAAAGAGGAAUGCAACUGCAAGUAGAGGAAUGAAAGUGGAGCCAGACUACGUGAACCUGUCCCCCACAGAGGAGCUGGCGUUCCUGAGGUCGCGUGUUCAGGAGCUGGAGAGGGAAAAGGCCGAAAUGGCUGCGGAGAAUCAGCGGCUGAAAGACAUGCUUGUGAACGAGAUUCCGUCUCUUCUUUCCUCGAUGAAGCAGACCAUGUCUAUUUGCGCAACAAAAGGGAACAGCUUGGACUUCGCACAGCCACACUCUGUGGUGGACGGCGCUGCCUUUACCCAGCCGAUGUCAGCUGGUAUGGGGAGAGUGGACAGCGCGGAGUUCGUCCACACGGUCUCGGCCUGCGCCCGGAAGGCGGAGCACGCGGAAUUCAUGCAGGUGUCAAACAGCGGCAGGAGGCCAGAAGGGGUGGAAUACAUGCAGACGGUGCCGGCCAACAUGGAGGAUGACGGCGAGUACGUGGUGACCGACGAAGAUGGCGGCGUGGUCUGCCCCGUGGUCAUCACCGACGAGGACUGUCACACGUGCCCCAGCUCGGCCUGCAGCUCACCAGACCUCCCUCCGGCCAGGGACUGCUCGGAGAUGGAGCAUCUGCACGUGUCAGGGCGUGACCGCGCCCAUGUGAGGCAGGUGGAGGUGUACCCGGGCUCCAGCGUGUUCUGCGAGGCACGGGCGUGGCACGCAGCGAUUCAGGCACAGUCUCCCACGGCGAUGGCGCGGACCCUGCUCCUCGGCGUUUUCGACAUGGACACCCUGCUGCACAGCAACCUGAGGGGAGGGCGGAGCAGGAGGCCCACCUUCCCAAAUCACCGCGCAGGCCUUGACCCCCAUAAGCUGGACGCCAUCUACAAUGCCACCCUGGCGAAGUUCCCGCUGGCCAGGAAGGGACAGAUAGGCACCGGGAUCAACUCCAAGCUGUCGGAGAUCAGAUUCAAAUCCAGGCGAGCCAGCCGGGAAAGGAGAGGAUUAUACACUUGUGAGGAUUUAGAUGUGAGAAAAUUGUGAA
Molecule: messenger RNA, 1222 nt
Organism: Megalops cyprinoides (Indo-Pacific tarpon)
Lineage: Eukaryota; Metazoa; Chordata; Actinopteri; Elopiformes; Megalopidae
Exons: 5
Coding region: 142-1221 (359 amino acids)
Molecular function (GO): DNA binding
Source: RefSeq, a predicted model, not a curated record